Molecule: messenger RNA, 1773 nt
Organism: Penicillium macrosclerotiorum
Lineage: Eukaryota; Fungi; Ascomycota; Eurotiomycetes; Eurotiales; Aspergillaceae
Exons: 1
Coding region: 1-1773 (590 amino acids)
Source: RefSeq, a predicted model, not a curated record
AUGGCUUUUCGCGUCCCAACCCAAGCUCCUCGCCGCCGAACCUCCUACUCUACUCCCCAGCGCCCGCCGCCGAUAGACAUCCCUCCAUCGCCCACCGAACAGCAAGAGGACGACACGACACAAUGGGUACUCUUCUCGCCGACCGCACGCACGCAUACGACCUCGACGGAGCACACUCGGACCGUGGGAGCUUCACGUCUGAGUGACUUUGGUUCCUUUGGAACAGCGACGCGAUCUGCAGCAGGCCAGGAAGGAGAGGCAUAUCAUGACGAGGCCUUGGAUGAUCAACUCGAUGAGGACGGGACCGAGCUGGAUAGCUUGGACGACGGGCUACAGGCAUUUCGUGCCCCAUCGUUGUCCCCAGUCUCCCCCGCACGAAUGGAACAAGGGCCACCGGCAAUGCUGCCCGCUCAUGAUGGAUUGGGGAGCUUUCAGGCGUCGAGCCUGCUGGCCCAGGAGCAGCUGUGGCAGCACGAGCAAUACAAUCCACAACGGCGGCAGUCAGGCUAUCCCACUCAUCGUCGUCGGUCUAGCGUGCAACGGUACCUUGAUACGGUCGACGAAGGCGAGGCCGACGUGGAGCGAGACAGAUGGCACCGCAUUGAACAGUGGCGGAUGGACCAGAGUCGGGCAUUUCUACAGGAGAUUGAACGUGAGACACGUCGCCGGCGAUCGAGUCACGCGAGUCAAUCCACGAUUCCGCGCUCGAUCGCCCAUUCUUCGCCAUCUGGUGUCUCGGCGAUGCCCUCUGAGACCGCCUCAGCUGAGCCUCAUGCAGAGAUUGACGACGAGUCUUUCUGGCGCCGCAUCACACGAAAGGUCAUCCGUGAUCUGAUCGGAAUCGAUGAUACUUUACUAUCGGUGAUUCUGGGCGAGUCCCUACCAUCGGAGGCGAUAUCCGAUGGCCAGGCCGAAGAGCUUGAUAUGGAAACGGUACUCGCGCAGGAACCUGAACCCUCUCAUGUCGAUGCACCCUUAUGGCAGACCCAGGUGUUGCAGCGAAUCGCCCAUGAGUUGGGAAUUCUAGUGCACCAGAUUUGUGAACAUCCCGGUGCCUUCACUACAUAUUACCAGAUGACCAAGGAUGUUUCGAGUGAAUAUGCAGGCAUGUCACUCGACCGUCUCGCCGAGAGUGGAGUUUCUCAGCGACUGUGCGAACCCACGACGCAAACGUCCGUUGAUACACCUGCGACCGAUUCUAUGCCCUCUCCCCACUUCAUACCAACCAUCGGUGAUGCGAACCGUGAACAUGAGGCGCAGUGGGGUAUCGAAGAUGAUGAUCCUAUUAGCCCAGAACCCGUUUCUGAAUCUACCCGGCUGCAGCAGGAACAACAAUAUUGGGAGCGUGGCUUGGAUGUCAUGAUGGUUUUCCGGUAUCUCCGCACGCGCUUCGGUCGCCGCGGCUACAUGACCAACGACAACUACACGUCCAACUCUUCGCCCCGCCAUACCCAAGACGCCUCGCGUCGCGCCGCCAUCAUCCGCCAACAUCAUCCCCUCGUCGCUCGUGCCCACUCCCGUUCCCAGAACCAACCCCGCCGUGCUUCUCAAUACUCUGGCGUGUCGGGCCCCGCUGGUCUCUCCGCCCCACUAGCCCGCACUCACAUCCGCCGUCCCAGCUCCAGCUGUGCAAGCCAGAGCAAGUUGUCGGCGAUCUCUAGUCGUCGUACACUGACUGGAUCCAGCCGGAAUUAUUGGGAUAUCGGUGGGAGCGUGGAUAGUAACAGUGCGAUCGGUGUUGGAGCGGGGUUCGGCACUUGGGGUGAGGCAUAA